Molecule: messenger RNA, 2221 nt
Organism: Erigeron canadensis
Lineage: Eukaryota; Viridiplantae; Streptophyta; Magnoliopsida; Asterales; Asteraceae
Product: phosphatidylinositol 4-kinase gamma 2
Exons: 2
Coding region: 449-2119 (556 amino acids)
Molecular function (GO): protein binding
Source: RefSeq, a predicted model, not a curated record
UCAGGCAAGAAUCCAUACAUACAGAAAAAAGGUUUCCACCUUCAGAAACACCAUCUUUUUUACUAUAAUUCCCCAUUAUGUUCCCAAUCCUCUCCUUUUCCUCGAAUUCUCGCAAUCGAAUCUUAUAUAUGCUCAAAGUUGUUUCAAGAUUUUAAAAGCUCAAAUUUACGAGCAACCGAGAAAGAGCAUUAUGAUUUGAGGGGGGUCUUUCUUUUGAAAGGGCAUUCAGGUUUUGCUCUUUUUGUGUUUCUGAAUAUAGAAAUUUUACAAUACUUGUUCACCGAAAUGUUUUUACAUUCAUCUUUUGGGGCAUAUAAAUAUAUAUUGUAUAUAAGUAUCAAGCUCUUGGAAAUUUAAUUGUGUAUGUUAAGUAUUUCCAAGUAACAUUACUUAGAAGAAGAAAAAAAGAUAAAAUAAAGGUUUAAAAAAAGGUGGUGAAAUUCAUACAAUGUCAGUAGCUGAUGUUGCUUUGAGUCCAAUUCCCAAAAAGUCUGGAACUGCUUGUAUGCGGAGCGGUGAAUCCAUAGUGAUUUACCUAACCGUUGCUGGUUCUUUGAUUCCGAUGAGAAUAAUGGAGACGGAUUCCAUUGCCAACGUUAAACUUAAGAUACAAACAUGUAAAGGUUUUGUAGUAAAGAAACAAAAGCUGGUUUUUGGAGGGAGAGAAUUGUCUAGAAAUAAUUCUCUUGUUAAAGACUAUGGUGUUUCAAGUGGUGAUGUCCUUCAUCUGAUUCUCCGGGUUUCUGAUGUACUCGUGAUCAUUGUGGAGACUGCUCUUGGGAAAGCAUUCGAGUUUGAGGUUGAUAGAUAUAGAAAUGUAAGGUAUUUGAAACAACUGGUUUUGGAAAAAGCUAAAGGGAUUGGAUUUGUCAAUGCUGAAGAUCACAAAAUUCUGUGUAAUGGUGAGAAGCUUGAUGAUCAGAGGCUGAUUAAUGAUAUAUGUAAGAAGCAUGAUGCGGGGAUUCAUUUGGUUGUUCAAAAAUCGGUGGAAGUUUCAUCUAGUUCAGAUGAAGGAAAUCCUGAAAAACAUAAGCAGAAUAUGAAUCCAAUUAAACACCCGGAUAUUGAUUAUCCAUUGCAGCCGAUAAUUGUGAAUCCAGGUGCUAAAUUGUCUCCCACCAUAUGGAGUAUGCUAGAUUCUGCAUCCGAAGGGCUGAAAAAAGGGAAAAAGCCCAUAAGAUCAUCAGAGGGUACCGGAGGAACUUACUUUAUGCAACACCCGUCAGGGAACAGGUAUGCUGCUGUAUUUAAGCCGAUAGAUGAAGAACCAAUGGCAGUUAAUAACCCUCAAGGGCUACCGGUAUCGUCAAAUGGUGAAGGGUUGAAAAGGGGCACGAAAGUAGGUGAAGGCGCAUUGAGGGAGGUUGCAGCUUACAUAUUAGACCACCCAAGGACCGGACCUCGGGUAGCUGGUGAUUCAAAGAUGGGUUUUGCUGGUGUACCUCCUACGGUCAUGGUAAAGUGCUUAAAUGGAGAAUUCAAUCACCCGGAAGGUUAUGAUGGUGGACCAAAAAAUGUCAAGGUUGGAUCUCUACAGAUGUUUAUGAAAAAUUAUGGAAGUUGUGAAGAUAUGGGUCCCAGGUAUUUUCCAGUGGAAGAAGUUCAUAAGAUCACUGUUUUUGAUAUAAGAACCGCCAAUGCUGAUAGGCAUGCCGGGAAUAUUUUGAUGAACCGGGAGGGCGAUCGUGUUAUGCUCAUUCCUAUUGACCACGGAUACUGUUUACCAGAAAACUUUGAAGAUUGCACGUUUGAUUGGCUUCACUGGCCACAAGCCCGUGAACCAUACUCAUGUGAAACUGUGGACUAUAUCCAAUCGCUGGAUGCUGAGAAAGACCUGGCACUCUUGAGCUUAAAUGGAUGGGAUCUCUCACAUGAGUGUGCACGCACCUUUCGCAUCUCCACCAUGCUUCUAAAGAAAGGUGUACUGAGAGGAAUGUCCCCUUAUGCCAUAGGGCGUUUCCUAUGCAGAGAAACGAUUAACAGAGAAUCAAUGAUUGAGAAAGUUAUCCAAAAAGCUCGUAAUGCCACGCUCCCUGGAGCAAGUGAAGCCAACUUCCUUAAAGUUGUUUCAGACAUUUUGGAUUUGGAGCUUGACUUGGUUUCAGGGGGAACUCUUUGAGGUUUGGGUUUGUAUAAAAAUGUUAUAUUUUAUAACUACACUGUCGUAUAAUUUAUGGCACUUUUAUGAGCAGUAGUACUAAAUUAUUAACUAUAUCUUACA